Molecule: messenger RNA, 1362 nt
Organism: Vespula pensylvanica (western yellowjacket)
Lineage: Eukaryota; Metazoa; Arthropoda; Insecta; Hymenoptera; Vespidae
Product: protein SMG9
Exons: 9
Coding region: 144-1280 (378 amino acids)
Biological process (GO): nuclear-transcribed mRNA catabolic process, nonsense-mediated decay
Source: RefSeq, a predicted model, not a curated record
ACAGAUAUAUUCUUUAGAUUUCGUCGAUUAUUUAUCAUUGCUUCUGAGUAACAAAAAAAUUAUAUUUUAAUAGAACAAUUAUAAUUUAAUACAAAAGGUUAUUUAUGACAUUGCGUAAAAAAUAGACAAAAAUCUAAUUAAAAAUGAUACCGGUAUUGCCGAAAGAUUCAGAAGGUAAAGAAGGAGAGGGAAGGGCUUUAAUAAAAGUUGUAGAACGUCCAACAUUUAUAUUGAAAACCAGAGAAGGUGAAAGCAGAGCAGUUUCACCAAGUCAGCGUAAUGGCAACAAAAAAGAAACAGAUUCAACUUCAACAAUGCCAUUGAAACCACCGGAUAUGACACGUACAGUGAUUUCUACAUGUAUUGAAAUGACAAAUUGUGCUAAAUUUAUGGAUGAAAAUAUGCAACUUAGUGAAAGUGCAUUAGAAUUUUUUUGUGACCAACAAGAUUUUUUAGUAGUAGGAUGUUUAGGUCCACAAGGUGUAGGGAAGUCUACAAUAAUGUCUCUUCUUACAUCAAAUUAUAAGGCUGACAUUUUUAAUGUUCAAGAUAUGUCCCAUCAUGAGAGUGGUACAAACUGUACUAAUGGAAUAGAUUUUUUUGUAACUAAGAAUAGAGUGAUAUAUUUAGAUACACAACCUAUUUUAUCAACUUCUGUGAUUGACUAUGCUUCGUCAUUUGAACAAAAAAAGACUACUACUGAUUUUGUUAAUACAGAAACCAAUUUAGAAUUGCAAUCAUUACAAUUUGCAGCAUUUUUAUUUUCAGUUUGUCAUGUAAUUAUAUUUGUACAAGAUUGGUUUGUUGAUCCAAAUUUAGUCAGAUUUCUUCAAACAGCAGAAAUGCUAAAACCAUCAUCUACAACUACUAUGGAUCAGGAUUAUGUUGAAUAUUAUCCACAUAUAUUAUUUUUACACAAUAAAGUAGAAGCACAAGAUUUUAUGCCUAGUACUGUAGGCAAAAUGAAGGAAUUUUAUAAUAAAGUAUUUGCCAGUUCUAGAUUACAAACUCACAGUGGCUUAGAUAUGAGUCGUGGCUCAGUUGAAAGUGGUUUGAAUUUAUUUUUAAUGCCGUUAAUUACAACAGAAGAUGAAUACAAUGUGCAAGAAAAUGAAAAAAGACUGAUUGAACAAUUAAGAAUGAAAAUACAUGGAGUAUCAAGACAUCCAAUGACACCAUCUACAUUAACAGAAAAAAAUUGGUAUCACUAUGUUUCAAAAGUCAUGGAGGCAAUAAAGAAAAGUCAUUUGUCAUCAGAGUAUGGAAGAUUAAUGCCAUAAAAUGUAAUGAUAUGUUCAUAACAGAAGAUUUAUGAUAACAGUAAUGUAACAAAAAGAAUACAAUUUUAUUUUGCAUUAUUAA